This is a messenger RNA of Papilio machaon (common yellow swallowtail), 1070 nucleotides long. RefSeq lists its product as uncharacterized. The record is from RefSeq and is a predicted model, not a curated record. Lineage: Eukaryota; Metazoa; Arthropoda; Insecta; Lepidoptera; Papilionidae. Bases 238 to 963 code for a protein of 241 amino acids. The transcript is spliced from 4 exons.
UUCAGUCUCCUGCCCGCUGCCAUUGAAUGCGGCGUUUCAUUGAACUUUAAAGUUCAAUUUAAUAAUAACACUUAAGUAUAGAUGAACCAAAUACAAUGCAUAAACGGAUUAUGUGAAAGUGAUAAUAUAGUAAAGGUAGAAUUUUCGAACCGGUCCGAUUCCUGUUGAGGCGAAUUGGAGUGUCUGUUUUCAAGCGACCGGCGCAAGCGUAACUUCGUGCUUAAAUAAGCUUUCAUUAUGAAGCUAAUGGAGUUUUCGUUAUUAACUACUUGCUUUCUUUUUGAAUCCGGUGGAAAUGAAAUUGGAUAUAAAAGGAGAAAUGUAACUCAUAAAAAUAAUUUAGAAGGAAUAGAAGUACCCGAUAGUGCGUUGAUUUUGCUAAAUCAAUUUAAAUUAAGAACAUCGGUAGAUUAUUCUAGACAAAAUCAAGAUACAUCGGUACAAACUUCACCCAUAUCCAGACCCUGUUCUUGUGCAUUGGGAGUUUGUAAAUGUUGUACAGGACCAAUAUUGGAUUUGUUCAAACAAAAAGCAUGUAUGAAAAUAACUUAUCAUCCAGGAGAUUUCGCAUUCGAUGUGGCCAUGUCUAUGAAUGAUCGAAUACUGUACGAAAAUUCCAUGUCUGGAAAAAACCCGAAGCCCAUGUGUAUAAGUCCACCAAGAAUGCCCAACCUUAAAGUAUGCGCACGAUUGUAUAACGUCUUUUUCCCCGGAAGGAACUUUCAUUUUUGUUUGGCAAUGAAUGGACGGUGGGGAUCCGUGGAACUGUUUAAUAUUGCGUUCGACUGUUUAAGGAUGGGUGCUAAUGGUUUGGCGAUGUUAAAACCGGAUGAAGGCGGAGGUCUGCCGGUACCAAACCCACAAGGCGGUGUUGACGCCGUAAUCGAUACCGGCGAGGAUGACAUCGAAGAAUACGACGAGAACCUCGUGCGGUCACUCCUUGACACUCUUGAUGAUUUUUAGACGUUUACUGACAAUGUUAGUCAUCGUUUCAAUAUGAUCUUGAGCUGUUAGUGAUUAAGAUUUUUAAAUUAUUUAUUUAUUUUAUGUUUGCGGUAUUAAUCGUAAAU